GUAUCAUUAUUGUUCCCUCAAGACCUUUCCUCCCCUUCUUCUUCACCUGCUAAACCCCUCCCUCUCACGUAGCAACACUGCCAACAACUAUCCAGGUGCCACCUUGAUCCCUUCGCAAUCAACACUGGAGCAUACCCUUCGCAAUCAACACUGGAGUAUUUUUUUCCUAAAAGUUCGGAUCCCCGUUUCUCUGCUGGCCCAAGUAAUCCGUAUAUUAGGGCUUCAUUCAGUUCUUAUUAAGCAGUUAGCUGAAGAAAGGCAGGUAGAGGAUUGAGAAAGAAGAAAGGGGGAAAAUAUUUAACAGAGGACUCAAAUGAAAGAGACCAGCAGUGAGAACAAAGAAAUGACACCACAAGGUGCGAAGGACAGUCUUUUGGUACUGGAGUCCUUCUGAUUCCUUUCUGCAGCUUCCUAACACGAAGAGGAGUAGAGGAAUAUCUGAACCUUCAAGGGACCCAAAGCAGUUGUCCCUAAUGGCUUAUGCUGCCAUCUCAGUUACUAAGGGGCUUAACCUAUAGGUACCAAUGGCUUCAAAGCUGAUCCAAACAGAAGGCCAUGAAGCUGAGAACCCCAUUGGAGUCUGUCUACGAGAAGCCUUUGGCCUUAUUGAAUCUCAGCUAAGACCCCCAUUCCCACUCACAAUUCCAUCUCCACCGGAGUACGUAAACCUUAAUCGGGCAAUCCUUUACGGAAUUUUAUGUGAACCCCAUCUGGCCAAAGUUCAUAUUAAGCACUUACAUGGGAAAAUAACAGACGGUUAUGGUUUCUUCACCAAUAUGCUUACAAAGGUAGUUAAUGAUUUGUACCCAAAACUUGUAUAUACAGCAAAGGUUCAGUUGAUUUGGGUUACUAGUGAAAUGGUUUCUGUUUCAGCUAUAGGGAUCGAUGGCUUGUUGGUGGCCCUGCUGAGGCAAAUUGUUUCUGGAGAUUUUACUGAAGGAAAUUUGUGGUUGUGUUCAGAGUUGGUCGGUCUUUUUUUAGCUAAAUGGGAUUGCUUAUUAGAAGAAGAACCAAUAGUCUUAACAAGUGCUCUUUAUACAUUUCUUCGGUUAUUGGCCGAUCAUUAUAGGUUAUCAAGUAAUUCAAAAUUGGACAUCUUGAAGCAACUUGAGAUCAAGUUUUGUAUCCGAAUGUUUAGGGAGCAAUUCCAUCUGUGUUUCAAGAUAGGAAGAGAUCUUGUUCGCCUUUUACAAGAGUUGGUUCAUAUACCUGAGUUUCGAGCAAUAUGGAAGGAUUUGCUGUUCAAUCCUGGUGAAUUCAAGACUAGUGACUACCGUGACAUUUCACAGCUUUACCUAUCAAGGACUUCAAGUUGGUACCUUUUGCUCCGCAUCACUCCAGAAAUGGAAACCCAAUUGCGAUUUUUGCUUACACAUGUGAAUUUAGGGAGUCAAAAGAGGUACCAAGCUUGGUUUGGUAGGAAGUUUCUUAGCUUUCCAGAGAGAGAGACUCUUGUUGUUGACAUUGUUCGAUUUAUUUGUUGUUCGCACCAUCCACCCAAUGAGAUUAUCCAAUCAGCUGUUAUCCCUAGAUGGGCUGUUAUAGGAUGGCUAUUGAAAUCUUGCGGGAGGAAUUAUGUUCAAGCCAAUGCUAAGCUGGCCCUGUUUUAUGAUUGGCUGUUCUUUGAUGAAAGAUUGGACAACGUUAUGAAUAUUGAGCCUGCAAUCUUACUUAUUGUACACUCAAUUCCAAAAUACAUUGACGUGACUCACACUCUUCUUGAGUUCUUGUUCCUUCUUAUGGAGAACUAUGAUGUUGGGAGGAAGGAUAUAAUUAAUCAUGGGGUCUUAUCAGCCUUCUGUAUGCUUGUUAGAAAAGGAGUGCUUCACUCACUUGAUAUUUUGGUUAAUUGUGAUGCAAUUUCCCCCUUUCUUAAACAGAGGCUUGUAGAGUUGUUUUCUGGUAUGAAUGCAAUUGUUUCCAAGGAAUUGCAGCCAGUCAUAAAGGGAUGCUCUUUGGAUUUGCUAAAAGCAUCCAGUGUGGAAGUACAAAACACAGUUGCAGGGAACACACAUGAGCAAUGAAGUAGUGGUCACAUAAUGGUGCUACUCUAUAUUCAAACGAGCCAGGCACUGCUUCUCGUCUGUUGCACAAGACUAGCAAAAUUCAGGUUGAUCCUCAGGAGAAUUUGGUUUGCUGCAGAUGUUAGGUACUUUUUUUGUUCCCCUUAUUAAUUGGUUAUCUGGAGCAUUUUAUCGGCCCAUGAUAAUUUUGGAAGUUUUUUUUUUUGUUCUGCAUGGAUUGUGUUGACUAGCAGUUCUGUGAUCAUGAACUUAUAUGACAUUCAGACCAACAAUUCUGAGACACCUCAGUUGCCUAAAUUGGUUCUUCUGCUUUGGCUCGUUAAAUAAGCUCUUACCUCAGCAAUAUCAAAUUGCUCACUGUGGGUGAGUUUUGGUUCUCUACUGUAUUGAUUGGACAUUGUAGAAUGUGAAACCCUCAACUCCAGAAAUUUCAUUUGGCCGACUGGCUUCCUUUUUAAUGUUUGCUCCCAGAAGGCUUUGCUUAGCCUGCCAAACAACAUAGGUUACCACUAUGACUUACCACUCUCUCUCUCUUCUUGUCCGGUAUCUACAAUUAGUUGUUCAAUGCAUUUUUGUUCAACCAUUUCAACUGAAAUGCGUCUGUAACAAUGUUGUUUGGCUAUGCUAGGUUUGAUUCCAAUUUGAAAAAGUUUAGAGGACUCCUCUUAAAUCUGUCACUACGCUGGGACGUUCCGAGUCCAAGAUUGAGGCCAUUGAUGGCUGUCAAUGCACGGAGAGGAUUUUGGACUGUCUUAGACAUCAUCUCUUCUCCUGGAGAUUGAAAUGUGGUUUCCGUGUUCAGCUGAAGAGAUGGCAGACAGCCCAACAAGGAUCCAUGUUAUGUGUGACAGUUAUCGAUCACAUUGUUUUGUUAUUCGGAGUACACUGCAAGAUACCUUGAAACUGGAUAGCAUAUUUUGGCUAUGUGGAUUAUCAAUAUGAAAAUUAGGUUUCUUGUGAUUCUAACUUGUCGAAUGUUUAAAGGGUACGUUAGAUGAGGUAAUGGUGAUUUUAGUUUUCAAGCUUUUGUUCAGGAGAAAGUGAGCGCUAAAUAUUUGAAUCAAGGUACCAAGAUGUGGUUGAAUCUUGUAAUAAGGGAUGCUGAUCGAUGGAAAUUUGGCAGUGAUGUGAGCCACAAAUAAUGGUAUAGAAGCAAUGUACAGUGACCAUGAAUUGUAAUUCUCAUAAUUUCUAUUACUGGAAAGGUAAAAAUAAGACAAGUGAUUUCUCAUAA
This is a messenger RNA of Rhododendron vialii, 3258 nucleotides long. RefSeq lists its product as uncharacterized. The record is from RefSeq and is a predicted model, not a curated record. Lineage: Eukaryota; Viridiplantae; Streptophyta; Magnoliopsida; Ericales; Ericaceae. The coding region runs from base 525 to 2024 and encodes 499 amino acids. Gene Ontology annotation, cellular component: cytoplasm. The transcript has 2 exons.